AUGAAUUUAUUCAUUGUAGCAAUUUUUCUAAAUUUAUUAUAUUUUACAAUUCAAACAAUUGUAAAUGAUAAUUUUAUUAAUACAAGAUAUAAAAGAGGAGUUAUAGUUAAUAGUAUAUAUCAAUGGGAAGAUUUUCCAAUUAAAUAUGAGAUACGUGGCGAGGCAUUUGCUCAUUAUGGUCAUAUAACAGAAGCAAUUAAGAAAAUUGAAAAUGAAACAUGUUUAUCAUUUCAAAAGCUUGAUCAUUUAUUGGAUGAAGGAAUAACAUUUAAAGAAUCUUUGAAUGGCUUUAGUUCUACAAAUCUUAAAAAAUCUUCAAAUUUUGAACCACAUUCAAUAUUUUUAAAUACUGAUAGUUUUAAAGGAAAAGGUAGAAAUUAUAUUAGAUUAGUAUUACGUGCUUUGGGAAUGGAUUAUGAAUUUAAUAAACCUAAUAGUUCUGAAUAUAUAACAAUUAAUAAAAAUAAUAUGAACAAUUUAUAUAAACGUAAUCUAAAUAUUAAACCUAAAAAAGAUGUUAAAUAUGAUUCCAAGUAUGAUUAUGGGUCAAUAAUGCAUUUUUCAAAUUACGAAGUAUCUAAAGAUAAAAAAUCAUUAGUUUUUGAAACUAAAGAUAAACGUUACCAAAAUACAUUAGGAAUUAAUAUCAAUCCUUCAUUUAACGACAUUAAAUUUAUAAAUCAACAUUACUGUAAAGAUGAAUGCCUUAAUAAAUUAACAUCUUGUCAAAAUAAUGGUUAUCAAGAUCCAAUUAAUUGCAAAUACUGCAGAUGUCCAUUUUUUUAUGGAGGACAAUAUUGCGAAAAACCUUUCUUACCUACUAAUUAUAAAUGUGGAAAAGGUAAAUAUGAGGCAAAGUCAAAAUAUCAAACAAUUGUUUUUAAAAGAAAUUUUCUCUGUUUUGCACAAAUAAAUGCUAAAAAAGGAAAAAAAAUUACCAUUAAAUUGGAAAAAGGUACAAUUGGAAAAUCUGAAGAAUGCAAAGAAGAUACCACAUUAGAAAUACUUUAUAAAAAGGAUAAAUCAAUGAAUGGACCACAUUUCUGUGGUAAAGUAGAAACAACUUACUUGAAAUCAGAAGACAAUAUUGUUUUUCUAAAAUGGUUUGAUUCAAAAUAUGAUAGUUUUUAUAAAAUACAAUAUAAAUAUUCAUAA
This is a messenger RNA of Strongyloides ratti, 1155 nucleotides long. RefSeq names its product Astacin-like metalloendopeptidase. The record is from RefSeq and is a predicted model, not a curated record. Gene Ontology annotation, biological process: proteolysis. The transcript is spliced from 2 exons. Bases 1 to 1155 code for a protein of 384 amino acids. Gene Ontology annotation, molecular function: metalloendopeptidase activity. NCBI's taxonomy places the organism in Eukaryota, Metazoa, Nematoda, Chromadorea, Rhabditida, Strongyloididae.